Messenger RNA from Thecamonas trahens ATCC 50062, 1475 nucleotides. RefSeq lists its product as uncharacterized. Lineage: Eukaryota; Apusomonadida; Apusomonadidae. Bases 369 to 1475 code for a protein of 368 amino acids. The transcript has 2 exons. The record is from RefSeq and is a predicted model, not a curated record.
ACGCCACUCACAGCCAUGUCGCGGUACCAACCGGACCUCACAAUUCCGGCAGGGUUCCAGUACCUGGUGCAGGACUUUACCCGCGAGGUCCUGCGGACGCAGCCGUCCAACAUCUACCACUUUGGGGCCCACUUCUUUGCCUCCAAGCUGGAGGAGCGGACGGCGCCUCCGCCGACGGCUGCGCCUACCCACCUGCAGCCGACAGAGCUGCGCGAGCUGCUUAUGGACGCAUUCCUGGCCCAGGACGAGCAGCGCAAUGGCUUCCUCCCCAGGACGAGCAGCGCAAUGGCUUCCUCCAUCAUGCCCGCUUUGCAGAGAUCUUCCGUGACCCACGUCUGGAGCUCAACGAGACGCAGAUCCAGCGGGUGAUGGCGGAUGCGGAGGAGAACGACUAUGGGAUGAUCGAGUAUGCCAACACGCAGUUUGUGGACAAGGCGGUCAAGGUUAUCACGAGCAUGUACGAGGCGCCGGCGGGGAGUGUCGGCAUCUCCGACGCGCCUGUCGACGUCCUCGUCGGCCGCGGUAUGCACCGCGAGGACUUUGAUCGCUUGCUGGAGGACUGUUUCUUCUCGGUCGAUCCGCACAACUCGGGCAUGAUGUCGCGGUCGGAACUCCGCCGGGCGCUGGCUGGCUGCGCUGUCGGCUUUACCCGCAAGGAGGUGAACAUGCUGAUGCACGCGGCUGACGAGAACGCUGAGGGCAUGGUCACGUACGCCGUCUUUCUGCCCAAGGCCUUUGACAUUGUGCGCUACUACGUCAACACCACGCUUGGCACGCCCGGAGCUACCAUGUCGUCGCCCGAGUGGCGCGACGCCCUCCUCGACACCUUCCAGUCCAACGAUCCGGACGCGUCGGGCUUUAUGCACCGCAUCCUCGCCCGCAACCUGCUUAUGCGGUCGGGCCUCGGCCUCACCCACUUUUGCAUCUACGAGCUGCUCUCGGCCGUCGACGAGGACGACGCAGGCUUUAUCUCGUACGCGGACCUGGCGUCUGUGGCCGGGCCGAUGCUUGCCGCCCAGCUCAACGACAUGGCGUCGGCGGUCCAGUACGCAAAGUACGUCCGCAAGCACGCAGUCGUCGAUCUUGGCGAGGUCGACAUCAAGACCUUCCUCAAGAUCUCGUUUGGCUCGUCGCGCGAGAUGUCGCGUGCCGAGGUCGCCGCCCUCCUCCGUGCCAACGACGACAUUGUCUUUGCCCCGCACGAGGUCAACGCUCUCCUCUCGACCGUCUCUGAGGACGAGGCUGGCGUCGCCGUCAACGACUCGCUCCUCGCCCUCGGCUACGACAUCAUCAAGUACCUCGCCUUCCGCAAGACCUUUGCCGCGUCGGGCGGCGAUCUCGCAGCUGUCCCGGCCCGCGACUCGGCCGCCGACAUCAUCGUCUCAUCGGCCGUCGCAGCCUCGGCUGCCGCUGCCGCCGGCACGUCGGGCGGCGAGGUCGGCGACGACCCGGACCGCGCCCUCUCGCUCAUGUGA